This is a messenger RNA of Cydia fagiglandana, 6295 nucleotides long. It is a transcript of the gene PhKgamma, whose product is annotated as phosphorylase b kinase gamma catalytic chain, liver/testis isoform. NCBI's taxonomy places the organism in Eukaryota, Metazoa, Arthropoda, Insecta, Lepidoptera, Tortricidae. Bases 258 to 1514 code for a protein of 418 amino acids. Gene Ontology annotation, biological process: glycogen biosynthetic process; protein phosphorylation. The transcript is spliced from 13 exons. Gene Ontology annotation, molecular function: phosphorylase kinase activity; calmodulin binding; ATP binding. The record is from RefSeq and is a predicted model, not a curated record. Gene Ontology annotation, cellular component: phosphorylase kinase complex.
UCAAUUUAUUUUGCGAGCUUGGGAGUCAAAUGUUAUUUAAAUUAAUUAUAAUACGCAAAAUAAACAGUAAUUUUUAGUUGUAGUGUCAAUAGAGCCCUAAAUAUUUUUGUAGAUUAUUUAUUAGCCUUAUAUAACUAGGGUAAUUUAUUCUAAUAUUCUGUGAGUGCUGUCAGCUGCUCACAAUAACCUUUCGUCAUUGCGAACGAGUAAUUACGCCUAAUUAGUUGAUAAAAAGUAUAACAGCAACCGUGAACAGCAUGGCGAAGGAAGAAGACGAUGAUUUGCCCGACAAGGAUGCGGCGAAGGAGUUCUACGCAAAAUAUGAACCCAAGGAAAUCAUAGGCAGGGGCAUCAGCUCAACCGUCCGGAGAUGUGUAGAGAAGGAGACUGGGCGGGAGUAUGCCGCCAAGAUCAUAGAUCUCAGUCAGGAGUCCAUGGACGGAGUUGAUACGCACACCAUGAGAGAUGCCACCAAGCAGGAGAUACAGAUCCUGCGGAUGGUUGCCGGACACCCUUAUAUUAUUGAAUUGCAAGAUGUGUUUGAAUCGGAGACAUUCAUAUUCUUAGUAUUUGAACUGUGCAAGAAUGGGGAGCUGUUCGACUACCUCACUUCAGUGGUGACACUCUCUGAGAAGAAGACUAGAUAUAUCAUGAGACAAGUCCUAGAGGGCGUGCGGUACGUGCACAGCAAGAACAUAGUCCAUCGAGACCUGAAACCCGAAAACAUCUUACUAGAUGACCAGCUGAACGUCAAAAUCACGGAUUUCGGCUUCGCUAAGGUUCUUAAAGAGGGAGAGAAGUUGUUCGAGCUAUGCGGCACGCCGGGAUACCUGGCGCCGGAGACGCUGAAAGCGAACAUGUUCGAGGACGCGCCCGGCUACGGCAUGGAGGUAGACAUUUGGGCAUGCGGUGUUAUAAUGUUCACAUUACUAGUGGGCUGCCCGCCGUUCUGGCACCGGAAGCAGAUGGUGAUGCUGCGGAACAUCAUGGAGGGGAAGUACUCCUUCACGAGCCCCGAGUGGGCUGAUAUAUCAGAUGACCCUAAGGACCUAAUCAGGAGGCUAUUAGUAGUAGAGCCCAGCCAACGGCUGCCCAUCGAAGACGCCCUCAGCCACCCCUUCUUCAACACAGUGCUCUGGGACCAGGACAUGACGCCGCUCAAGAAGUCGCUCUCGAGCACCAGCCGUCGGAUGUCCAGGAUCGAACUCAUCACCAUGGCGAAAAAGCAGGGCAGCUUCAACGCGCGAGCCAAGCUACGUAUGGGUCUGAUGGCCGUCCGCGCAGCCAUACGCCUGAAAAGGCUGCCACACACCGCUGCCCGCGCUGUCUCGUUGCACGCGGCACUAGGAGACCCUUACACCAUGCGCGCGUUGAGGAAGGUGAUAGACGGCUGCGCCUUCCGAGUGUACGGCCAUUGGGUUAAGAAGGGCGAAGGCCAGAACCGAGCCGCGCUGUUCGAAAACAUGCCUAAAACCGAGCUCAAGAGUCUAUACGUCAGCAACCUCAGUCGAUAGCGAGAGCUGUAGCGCUGACAGGAUUUGUAAACAUACCAGGGUAAAAGGAUCAGUAUCUUCCCGCCGAUCCGCAGGCCGAGUCGCACGACGUAGUACACCGCAUAGUAGGUAUGCGGCCACACAGGAUAAACUACCCUAUCAUCGGCUCUACCUAUGAUUGGCCCCUUUCACCUUAUUUCAACCAGGCAUGGCUCACUCCGCGAUUUCGUCGCUUUGCUACAGGUAGCUAAAAGUAUAUCCGUUUCACACCAACUUUGGUGGCUAGCCAUAAGCCGCGCGUGGCGCUGUCGCCACCUAGGGGCCAUAUCUGUCCUGAUCGUAACAGACGCGUUUUGUUAGAGAGUGAGUCUUCUGUACCUACUGUACUAUUAUUUAUUCUGUGUUUCAACACGCGCACUGUGUUAUGAUGUUCAAUUAACUUCAUGAAUGGUUAAGUCAAGGCUUUCCAACAAAAAUAGAUUGCAAUUAAGGGUAAUUGCGCCAAUCAUCGGGUAGUUUACCCUACCCUAGUUAAAUUGUAAACGCUGUAUUAUUCAGAACUUGUUAAAUGUAGGAUUUUAAUUGAGAUUUGUUGAUCUUAUUCUCUUAGUUUUUGAUAGUAGCUCACAUUAUUUCAUUUGGAUGAUAUAACGCUCACCCAGUUUAAAUAUCUAAGAUAUACAAAGAAGUACGAAAACGCUUAAAGUAGUACAAAUUGUAGUCGCAGGUUUACAAAGUAGAUGGCGCUGUACAGCUCCGUACAGUCAGCAUCAAAUAGAUAGUCAGAGAGACAAUAGAUGAGCCAUUUUAUUUAAAGUUGUCCCCCACACAUGUUCAAAAUUGGGAUUUUUUAUGUUAUGUCUACUCAGAAUCAUGAGCUCUUUUGAUCCUAAUAGGAGAAAAAAAGUGUCCCAAGAUUACCAUACAUUUUUCGAUCUUUCCAUUCCGAAACCGCCAUACAGUCUAUGAAAAAAUGGUAACGGAAUGGGAAAAAAACCUUGGGACGCUUUUUUUCUCCUAUUAGGAUAGAAAGAGCUCGUGAUUCUGAGUAGAAAGAACAUAAAAAAUCCCAAUUUUGGAAAAAAAGUGUAGGGGACAACUUUAAAUAAAAAUAAAAUGGCCCAGAUAGAUUAGCCGUUUGGCCAAAUAUAUCGUAACCUUUGUUUACCAUAGAAAUAAGAAUAUACAGUCAAAAAUGCAGCUACAUUUUGCGCUACGCGUACUAGUAUUUCUUCGUGUAUGAUAGGGUGGUUCGAAAAACAUUUUUUUUUUAAUUUUCCGACGGGGAACCCCCUCAUUUUGUUACACUAAAAAUGCUGAGAGAAUACACCAAGUUUUGUAACUUUAUCUCAUCUAGAAGGGUGCUCAACCACUUUGAAAUUUUGUAUGUUGUAUGAAGCAAUAAAAAAGUAUUUAUUAUUCAGAAUUUUAUUUAAGUAUCUGUUUUCACACUAUUUGCACAUGUGAUUCAUAAGUUUUGAAGCAGAAAAACAUUUUUAUUUCAAUUUUUUAUAUAUUUUUUUUAAAUUAAGAUGUGUUGAACCUAAAAACAAUCAUAAAAAAUAUAAUUUAUUUUUAUUAUUUUUUCAUAUCUAGGUAACUUCGAAAAAAUUCAAAAUGUUUGAGCACCCCCUUGUAGUUGAGGUAAGAUUACAAAACUGCGUAUUUUGUCAAAUUAAUAAGUGUAACAAAAUGAGGGGGUGCCGCUUCUUCUGGCUAGAGUUUGAAUUUUUCCCAUACAUACGUGAACCACCCUAGUGUAUGAUCUAAGAAUUCGAAGAUGAUCAAAGAUUUUAAAUAGUUUAGAACGUAGGUUAACGUUGUUUCUCACUAUAUAUAAGGUCCACAAAUACAUGUACCUACCUAGAAAUAAUUUAGUAUUAUCGUCUAAUCAUUUCCUUUUGAUUAGUUUUAAGUUUAUUUAAUGUUUGUGUGUAAUUUUGUAAUUGUUGUAGAUAGUUAGUUCUUGCCAUUGGCACUGCGUUAUAUAAUUCUAAAUUAGGUAUCUGAGAUUACCUAAAUAUAAUUUUUGCGUGCAAAAAAGACUAUGGCAAUACGCCAGUCACGAUUUUAAAAUACUAUUAUGUAAUAUUUGGCAACUAUGUAAUUCACUGAUUUAAACUUUCACUAUUUUUACUCACUAGUUUUCACAACGACGGGACUUAAUCGCGUAAAAUUAAGUUUUAAAUUUACCUCCUACGUUUCGAGGACGCCACUUAACCAUUGCGGGUUCGAAAAACUCGCUUGCCUAGAUGUUGAACUUUAGCCAGUCUUCUCCACCACGGGGACAACGCCGUCCUCGAAACGUCGGAGGUAAAUUUAAAACCAUGUAAUUUUACUAACAGUCGCAGUCUUUUCUGAUCAUUGGUGGGUCUUAAUGUCUUUGAAAUAAGAUUCACUAAUUGUCAGUCUAGAAGGGAUGGUACAGUCAGUAUCAAAUUGAUAUUGACGAUCAAUGUAGCCAAAUAUAUCGCAACACAAUAGUGCGCAUACAUUUCAACGUGACGAGAAAAAGAGUUUAAUUCUGGUGCCUUUAUGUAGAUAAACCUACCUUUUAUCUACUGGUGCAUCAAAACUUAAAAAAAACCGGCCAAGUGCGAGUCAGACUCGCGUUACAAGGGUUCCGUACAUUAAAUAAAUAAAUAAAUAAAAAAGCCUUUUAUUCCAACUCAUUACUAACUAAAGUUUUCAAACUAAGGUUACAUAUAACUUAUUUUUAAUAUUUACAUAAUACAAUUUAUAUCUAUACUUUUUAUUUGAAUGAGCGGACCUCCUCGUGAGUAAAGGCCUCUCCCAGUUUGCGCCAGCUCUCUCUGUCUUGAGCCUUGGUGUGUUUAAUUCUGGUGCCUUUAUGUAGAUAAACCUACCUUUUAUCUACUGGUGCAUCAAAACUUAAAAAAAACCGGCCAAGUGCGAGUCAGACUCGCGUUACAAGGGUUCCGUACAUUACCUAAUUUAAAAAAAAAUAUUUUUUGUGUGAAACGUGAAAGAAAUAUCUUUAAAAACCUCGUUGGGGUCGGAUCAAAAACUAAGUAAUUAACUCCAACUCACCCUUGCACAUUUAAUAGGUUUUUCUAGCAUCUAUAGGUAAAUAACUAUUUCGUGUAUGUUUUUUCGAAAUUUUAAACCCAGUGGUUUCGGAGAUAAAGAGGGGGAAUGGUCGGAUAGACAGACAAACAAACGCACGAGUGAUCAUAUAAGGGGUCCGUUAUUCCUAUUAAGGUACGGAACCCUAAAAACUACAUUAUCAAUAUAAUGAUAACUAUGAUUAUGAUUUGUAUUUUAUACUUAUACAUAGAAAACAUCCUCAACUCUUGGACAAAUGUUUGUGAUAUAAUUAAUAUAUGUAAUUAUGUACCUACACACAAAUAAAAUAUCCGUACCGGUAUUUGAACCCGGUACCUCCCGCUUUGUUUUGUAUAUUUUGAUAUUUUCUCUAAUGUACGUUGGAUUAUAUGAUUAUAUCAGUUUUCAUAAAAUAUCAAAACACAAGAUUAGUAAAAUUACUACCCAAUUGUGAAGUUAUGUGAUAUUGAUAUAUCGAUUUUUAAAUGUUAAUCUUUAUUGAAUUUUUUACGACACUUCGUCGUAAUAAACAUAAUUAUGUAUGUAUUUAUUUAUUAUACAUAUACUUUGGAAAUGUAUAAUAUUUUAAUGGUGCAAGUGUCUUGUACAGUCACCUGCAAUAAUAUGUUACACUUCAAAGGCCGCAAAAAUAUGUGACACUCUUUUAUGGCGCUACAAAUAAGAUAGUGUCAGAUAUUUUUGCGGCCUUCGUUGUGUAACAUACUAUUGCAGGUGACUGUACAGUAUCAAUGUAUUGUAAGUAACAGCAAUAUUUCCAUGUAUAAUACAAAAAAAUAUAACAAAAGACAUAUGUUUUGUAUUUAUUACUUUUCAUCACACUUGCUCGAAAAUGAUCUUAUUUCAUGCAGGUGUACUAAACUAUAGGAUAAAAGCCUAUAUUAUUCCCGCGGUAGCUAUCGAUUGCGAUAAAAGCUAUAAGGGGCUAUUCAUAAAUUAUGUCAUUUCAAAUUAGGGGGGGGGUCUGGACAUCGGAUGACGGUAGCAUGAAGUAGGAGGAAAUGGGGUCAUUUAAAGCAUGAUUUUUGGAUGAUUAUAGGGGGGGGGGUCAAAAAUCGAUGACGUAAUUUAUGGACAGCCCCUAACUCCUUUGGGAGCUAUAGCUUUUUCGCGAUUUCGGGCUUGGUCCCAUGGUAAAAGUUGCUCAGUAUAAUCCCAAAACCUCCCUGGCAACGGGAAUGCACUUAUUUUUUGGCUACCGUGUAUAUGGAAAUACACCAUAGGUACCAUCACGCUCCGCAAUUGUUGCGGCAUUUAGGGUCCUAGCUAAAUAUACACUUUCCAAUUAAGUAAGAACCCUAAAUGGCAUAACAAUCCCGUGUGGUGACUGUACUUGAUAGCACACAAGCACAUACCACAAAUACUAAGUAUAUUCUUGGGACUGUGAAAACUGUAGUAAUACAAGUUUUUUGGAAACUCCAAUGUUAUGGCUCCUCUACACGAUGGGCCAACGCCGGCCACUCCAAGGGACGCAUUUAUGCGUUAGAGGGAGCAAGUGAUAUUGCUAUCUCAUUCUACCGCAUGGCUGCGUCCCUUGGAGUGGCCGGCGUUGGCCCAUCAUGUAAAGGAGCCGUUAUAGUAUAAUUUAGUGUUAUCUAUGUAAGUACACGAUGGAACUGUGAUCCUACGAGCGACGUAGGCAAUAAGAGUAAGCAAUAUAAUAUUUACCUGCCAUGUCACAGAUGCUUCUAAAUUAAUAAAUUAUCUACUAUAUUUAA